AUGCUUGUAGCCGGACGUGCUAGUGGAUGGUGGGGAUCCAAUCUUAGAGUUGCGGAUGCAAUAAGUUUGGAUUCACCAUUGUGUUUGAUUUUACAGCACCAGCCUCUGAACACUUUGAAUUUAGAGGACAAAACUUCAAUGAAGGUGAUAUCGUGCGACAUGAUGGCUAGAUAUUGGAAGAAUGCUUGA
Prunus armeniaca (apricot) is the source of this 189-nucleotide messenger RNA. The record is from the annotation of a GenBank genome assembly. Lineage: Eukaryota; Viridiplantae; Streptophyta; Magnoliopsida; Rosales; Rosaceae.